Molecule: messenger RNA, 730 nt
Organism: Meloidogyne enterolobii
Lineage: Eukaryota; Metazoa; Nematoda; Chromadorea; Rhabditida; Meloidogynidae
Source: the annotation of a GenBank genome assembly
UAAAAGCGUCAAAAUCUACAUAUCAAUUCUCCAAGAGAUCACCUCAACAGCUUACUACUAUUUUCGCCUUUCUUCAAAAGCAAAACAGGUAUUAUUCUUCAUGCAUUACUGCUUUGCUUCAUGUUUAAUCAUCUUGACUGAGUCGGUUCUGUUCAUUUCUGCACUUCUGAUUGUAUGUGGCAAGAGCAAAAGGAAGAUUAAAAAAGCAGGACCGAAAACUUUAACGGACCGUCAAUUGAAGAACAAUCAGCAGCAGUCGCCGAAGGCAAAAUCGUCUCCUAUGAAAAAACAAAAGCAAACACAAGCAGCAGCUGUUCCGGAGAAAUCUUCUGAUAAGUUGGGGGCCUCUCCUAAAAAAGCUGAGACCGAAACAGCGAUUAAUUCUAUCGACGAUGUGCAUCCAAGUAAUGAAGCACCAAAGCCUAGAAAGUUUGCGCUCGACGAAAAGGCGAAAAAAAUCAAGGAUCAAGGAAUCAAAACGUUGAACCCAAAUGAGACGAUUGGGCAUGUUUUUUCCAAAAGGGAAGAUUAAUAAGCUAAUGUGGAGAUAAAGAUGUUUUCGAUAUAUAAAUAUAAUGUAUAAAUUAAUAAUGAUAAUUUUUUGUUUGUUGCUGUUUUGUUGAGGAAGUUAUUAAAAAUUGUGUAGAUAAAUGUUUGUGUGUUAAUAGUGUAAUUGGUUAAAAAAAUAAAUUGGUUAGUUAUAAAAUUAGGGUUGCAAUUUUUCGAUUCG